CUUUAGGUAGAGGAAAUAUAAACAGCGGUGCGGAUAAAAUGGUAAAAAGCGUCAAAGACAAUUUAAUAGAAAGGGAAAUAUCUACUGAAAAUGCAUUAUACAAAAAUGGUUUCGAAAUAAGCAGCACCAUUGAAAUGAAAGAACCAGAACACAAAAUUUUUAAAGAAGAAAGUUCUAAAAAUCCAAAGCAAAACACGUUGGCACAACAAUCUAAUACUACCAAAACGAACUAUCUAAGUAUUGUAGCCAGUUCUGAAAGUGAAAGUAAAAGCUCACAGAUUAAGCAAGAAAUAACACCAUUUAAAGGCAAUGAUCAACAAAGCGAUGUAUCUGGCAUGUUGAAUAGUGCAUGUAGAAAGCAAAAGUCAAUUGAAGAGGUUUUGACUGCGGAAAGUGAUGUUCAUGCUGGCCCUCGUGUCAAGGAACAGUCAAGCUUGAAUAAAGCUUAUACAAAACCACACUUGAAUGCAAUGUCUGUUGACAUAGAAAUGAAAAAGCAAAUGGAGAAAUUUGAUCUGCGAAACGAAUCCGUAAAUAAAUCUAAACAGGAUCAACAACCUAAAAAUAAUAUUUCCGCUCAAGACACUCAAACUAAUAUCAGCCCACUGGAUCAAAUUUCCUGUAAAACUAGACAAAAACCAUUUUCCAUGAGAGAUGAAAUACACCGAACUGUACUACAACCGUGUAAAGAAGUGGUGAAUAAAACAAAUCGCUAUUUGACAACUGAGAACGUCGCAAAACCUAAACAUGAUGCCAGCAGUUGUAUUGAAACACCUUCUGUCGGGUGUCAAGAGAUAUCAAGAUCAUCUAAUAUAAGUGAAAAAGGUUUUCGAGUGAACAUUGAUGGUAUAAUCUAUCAAAAUCAUGAAUGCAAUAGUUUAUCGAAUUCGAAACCAUAUGAUGUAUCCAAUCAGAAGUUAUGGGUUGAGGACUUAACGAACAUGUCAAGUGGUCAGGUGUCUAAACACGUAUCUGAAUUUAAAAUAUCUACCGAUGAACGGAAGAAUGUUAUUGCGUCUUGUGAUCAUGACAGUACUGUACAAACGUCUGUUGUACAAAAACCAAAAGGUAGCUGUCUGGAGUAUAAAAGACUGAAAACAAAGCCAUCAACAGCAGAAUCGACUGUUCAGAAGGAGCCUGCAUCUACAGUUACUAUCACUUCAGAAAGUGUAAAUAUAGUUAAAAAAACUGAAAAGAAAAAGAAUUCUGAAAAGGACGAACCAAUAAAGAAAGAAACAACUACUGAAAAUGUUAGGAAGCCUCAAAAAUUAAUUCUUGAAAUUUUCAAUUGUGAUAAGUUUGACUAUCAAAGGUUUUUAGAAGAUAGAAUAGGAAUUCCGGUUGAAUAUACUAUUGAAGACAUUAUUAAGAAACAAAAUAGUAUAAAUCUUAUUGUCAAAUUUCCAAGUAAAACAUCGAGCAGAAAAGUCACUGAAAUAUUGCAUUUGAGUAACCGUAAGUGCAAGACUAUGGUUAUGUGUUAUGUUUACGAAGAAAAAAGUACAACAAACAAAAUGCAGAGAAAGGUGAAAACAGAAGCAUCACGCAAAAAUAGUUGUGAAAAAUAUGUCACUAGGGGAACAACACCAGAAAAGCAGAAAAAGCCAACAGAUCAGAGUCGGAAUCAAACGAAACCCUUGUCAGCAACAAAAUCAACUGCUAUCAAAAUUGACAAACAGAGAACCGAUACCAAUUUCGAAAGCGCAGCAAGCGGUAAUCAUGCAAACAUAAAAACAUCUAAUGGUGGAAAGUGUGAUAUGUUUUACGAUUUAGUUGACGAACAAAGCGUCCAAAAGAAUACCAAAAUAGAACCUGAAAUCAAAACUCAGAUUUUCGAAAAGUCAAGCACAACAAAUGUGCAAAAACAAAAAUGUAUAUCCAUUAAUCAAACUGUCACAACCAAAAGAGGAAAACAAUUAAAAGAAAAAACAGAUAAUGAAAAUAAUGUUGGAAUUAAAAAUUCCAUGAACCUGACUGAGGCAAAGUCGAAAUCCGGACAUGUUGACACAGGAGCAACCUUACACACGAAAUGUCCAUCUGAUGAAAUAAAAGUUAAACAAAACAUGGAUAUAAGUGAGGCACAUAGUGAAACUACACUUAACACGCCCUUGACUGUUAAACUCGCUGACAAAAAUAAAAUUAAGAAUCAAUACCCUUCGGUUAAUGCUGUGGCAGAAAAGAAAGUGAUUGCCCUAGGUCAAGGCAAUAACAAAUGCAAACCACAAUGUAUAGAAAUCGAAAUCUAUAACCUUUCAAAGAGAGAAUCGAAUUUAGAACAUUUUUUGAAUUUCCGACUUCAAAAGAAAUUUGAAUUUAGCAUCAAGAGUACGGAAGAAUUGCAAAAUGUUAUUUUUCUGUCUGUGGAAUUCCCCAGCACAAAUUCUUCAAGGAAAGCUAUGGUUUUACUCGAGAAGAGUAACACACUGACUGGAACCAACAUUAAAUGUCAUAUCGAUCAGAAAAGAAAACAGGAGAUUCAACAAAAGUUGCGAAACAAAAGGCUAUCGGAUAUGGCAAGCCAACACGCAGACGUUGCAAAACAAUAUAUUGACAAUCACGAUACACAACUUAAAGAAUUGACAGAAUGUUUAGGCAAGUUUACGGAUAAGAAACCCAAAUUUCAAUCAAUAGACAACUUUAAUAAAAAGAAGAAAGAGAAGGAAACAUUAACUUCAAAAAAGAAAGAAAUGGAAAGUCAAAAAUCUGAAUUUCUAUUUUUUAUAAAGUCAUUCCUCUGCAAGUUAGAAAAACUUCAAAACUCUUCCUUUGAUGAACAGGAAUUGUUGGAGCUCGAAACCUGUUUUAAAUCUGAGUGUAACAGAUUUGCCGCUGCACUUCCCAUAUAUGCAUGCAGAACAGGAAUUUGUACAACGAUUAAUACAGAUCAAACAUCCGUUAUUUUAGGUGAGACAGGAUCAGGAAAAAGUACACAAGUCGUUCAGUAUCUUUAUCAAACAGGCUUGUAUUCAGAAGGAAUUAUUAUUUGCACCCAACCCAGAAAAGUAGCUGCAAUUAGUCUGGCAACUAGAGUGGCAAAGGAGAUGUCUUCAAACGUAGGUAACUUGGUAGGAUAUCAAGUCGGUAUGAACUCCAAAAAAUCAAAAGAUACCAAAAUCCUAUACGUCACAGACCAUGUACUUCUAAAUGAAUGCCUGAGAGAUCCCAAUCUAACAUUGUUUUCUUGCAUAAUUAUCGAUGAAGCUCAUGAAAGAAGCAUAUUCACUGAUCUUUUACUAGGAAUGAUAAAGAAAUGUCUGCCGUCUAGGCCAGACUUGCGUGUUGUAGUAACAUCUGCUACCAUCGACCCAGAUGUUUUUGUUCGUUUUUUCGGUGAAUGUCCGGUAUUGUCUGUUUCCGGUAGAACUUUUCCUGUCGACGUGGAGUGGUCAGAAGAAGCAUUUGAUGAUAAUUAUGAAAAAAGGACAUUAGAGAAAGCUAUCGAUGUCCACCUAAGAGAAGACAAAGGAGAUAUAUUAGUUUUCCUAACGUCUCCAUUAGAAGUAGAAAAAAGUUGCAAACAAUUUGAAGAAAAACUUCGAAACUAUCAUGAUUUUAUAUGCCUUCCUUUACAUGGAAAAUUACAAGCAAACGAACAACAACGAGUGUUUACCCCUGCACCACAUGGAAAACGAAAAAUUGUAUUUGCCACUAACAGUGCUGAAACUUCCAUUACGAUACCAGGAAUCAAGUACGUUGUAGAUUCCGGUCGAAUAAAGGAAAUGCAAUUUGAUCCUAAAAAGAACAUAAGUUCAUUGGUUGUUACAUUGGUGACACAAAGCUCUGCAAAUCAAAGAAGUGGUAGAGCUGGAAGAACCGCUCCUGGAAAAUGUUUUAGGCUUUAUUCAGAGAGCGAAUAUAAAGAAAUGAAUGUAUGUUCUACUCCAGAAAUAUUACGUGUUAAUUUAGGACAGGCAAUUCUAAAGCUAAUGGAAUUGGGUGUUGAUCCUAUUUCAUUUGAUUUCGUAGAAUCACCUCCAAGGGAUCAACUGACAAAUGCUAUGGAAACGCUUGUGUCAAUUGGUGCAGUAGCAGAUGGGAUACUGACAGACGUUGGAAAAUGGAUUGCAAAGUUACCUUUUGAUCCUAUAUUUGGAGCAUUUAUACACGAUGCAAUUGAAUGUCAUGUUGGUAUCGAAGCUCUAAUCUUGACGGCUUGUUGUGGCUCUGGAGGGUCGCUCUUUUACCGAUCUGGUAAUCUAGAAGAGAAAACAAAUGCGGAUAAAAUGAAAAUUAGAUUUUCUCAUUUAGGUGGCGAUGUCAUGACAAUGUUAAAUGCAUAUAGAGAAUGGCAUAUCCAACCGGAGAAUUCUAAGGGUAAAUGGUGUGCAAAGAACUAUGUAAAUGGGAAAACAAUAAAAGCCGUGAGAGAAACUGCUACCGAAGUGCUUUCAAUUCUUCGCAAGGAAUUACAAAUCAAGUUGGAAUUUAAGUUAAGUGAUCCAGAAAAAGUCGACCUCAUGUUACAAAAAAUGAUUUUCAAAACUUUCAAGCACAAUAUAUGUCACUAUUUAGGACACGAGCGAGCUGGUUAUCAUGUCAUACAUAAAGCACACGAUGUUUGUCUAUUUCCAUCUUCAUCCUUGCCUUCUCUGGGACUGAAGCCAGAAUGGUUAGUCAUUGAACAAGUUUUACAUAUAAAUCGAGACUAUUGUGUCAAUGCUACACCAGUACCAGUUGAGUGGAUUGAGGAAGGAUUAGAGGAAGGUUGGCUGAAACCGUUUGAUAUGGAACGAGUUGAAAAACAAAAGGUAAUGUGUCUUGGUGCGUACGGAAUGGGAGAACAAACUUUCAGAGAUUUUGUUGGACCUCGCUAUGCAAAACUAAAGGACUUCGAGACACAGCUUAAGGAGAUUGCGGAUGGAAGUUUUGUAAUACUUGAUACAGAUGGUAAAACGGGCGAAAUUUGUCUGUAUUCUACAAAAUAUGUAACGCCAGUAUUGAUUCAGCACGUCGACAACGCAUUGAACGCAUUGAGAAGAAAAUUCCAGGAUGAAAAAAGUGAACAGUAUUUGAGUUCUUCAAAUCAAGGAACUCGUAUCGUUAUAUCAGCCGGUUGUAAUGUAGCAGAUGUUCUCAUGCCAGACGAGUUUAAAACAGUCAUAAUAGUCGGUGAUCCUCUCAACACGCAGUGGCUUACUGAAGAAGAUAUAAGAAAUGAGUUUGAGUUAUAUGGCCACAUUGAAUACAUUGAGAAGUUUUAUUUUACCAAGAACAAGAGAAAUUGGGGAAAAAUUACCUUUACGACUACUACAGAAGCUGAAUAUGCAGUAGAAGAAACAAAAGAAGAAGAGAUUCGUGCUCUACCAACUGGAAAUGCAAGACUCCAAAAUGAACAUCGUUUUCGUGUGAAAUUCGAAUGGUGUCGUCGUAAAUCUAAAGGGUCUGCCUUUGUAGAAUUUAGCGAACAAAGAAUUGCUUAUCAUAUACUCCAAGACUGCAGAGCAUUGAUGAUAGGAGGAACCAAAGCAAAACUUAAUCACAGUAAAAGAGGAGGAAGUCAGAUAUUUAUCAACAAUUUAAACAGAUUUGUGAAUGAAGCGGUAUUGAGACAUAGCAUUGUUACGAACUUUGAUAUUGAUGAUGAUCAUAUUGUUGCAGCUUCAUUCAUUCGCGAGAGAGUUCAGACGUCAAGAGCAGAACUAGACUUAAUCCAACAACGACUCCGUGCCCAUCUACAAAUGCAUGUUAAGGAAGGAAAAUAUGAUCUUUUUGUAAAACCACCCAAAGAUCAAGAUUUCACCUUUCUUGCCUUUGCCUCUUUUUCAAAGAUAGAAGAAGGACAAAAUGCAAGUGCGUAUGUGCAGGAAAAUUUUAGACCAAAUGAGGAAAUUAUAAAUACAUCUAUAACGCUUCAAGCCUCAAUACUUGUUUACAGAGCCAUAUUUGAAAAAUGUAACGACGUACUAUUUAAAGCUAUUACUACUUUGAAUCAACAAGAAGGGAUCGAAAUUCGCCAUAAAAUAUUAAGAAACGGAAACUGUAAACUUGAUAUGAAUUGCGAUCAUGUUGACACAUUACGAAGGGUCAGACGAAAACUUGACAAAAUUGUUCAGGGCAAAAGAAUGACAAAACAAGACUUUCCAAAUAUACAGGAACUUUUCACGAGAGCCGGGAAGUAUGAAAUACGGAAUAUCAUGUCACGGACAAGCUCGUUGAUAAUAGACGAUUAUCGCAUACUUGAAAUAUCGAUUUACGGCGAAAAGGAGCAGCAAAACGACACGUUUACAUUUUUAAAAGAGUACUUGUAUAAAUUGAGUCAAGGCAUUAACCGAAAUUUAUCUCUGAAAGGUGCAGAUAAGCCAUUCGGUGUUAUAAAAGAAAUGUUUUUACGAUUUGGUAUAGAUCUAGGAAAAAUGAAACGUGAUAUCAGAGGUCUUAACCGUUUACAGAUUAAUUUACGUCAUCAUAGUAUAGAUAUAAACGGCACGUCUGAAGCUGUUGAAAAGACAGUGGUCGAAAUAAAUGGUGUGAUUGAUCAUUUGAGAGAAAUGCAAAACUGUGAGCACAUUGAGAACGAAGAACACCAAUGUGCUAUCUGCUUCAUGGAAAUAGAAGAUGGGGAAAUGUACCGUUUAGAAUCUUGCGGUCACCCUUUCUGUAAGACUUGCAUUGUUCCACAACUUGAAUCAGCAGUUGGAAACAGUGACUUUCCCUUGGAAUGCUGCAAAGAGAGUUGUGGUGAAUUAUGGUCAUGGAAAGACAUUACAAAAUUAUCAUUGCAAUCAGGAAUGACAAUUAACAACGUAGUCAAUCGAGCCACUAGUUCUUAUAUUGCAAGAAAUUCAAAGAAAUAUAAAUAUUGUACUUCGCCAGAAUGUCCUAGUGUUUAUCGCGUGACAAAAAUGAUCAAUGAAUUCAGUUGUGGUGAGUGCGGGGUGAGGAUUUGUACAGCUUGCCACGCCCAGUCCCAUGAUGGUCUAUCAUGUGACAAUAUGAAAGAAUUAAAGGAGGAUACUUCUGGAAUAGCAAUAUGGCUAAGAAAAGAUCCCAAAAAUCGUAAACUUUGUCCCGGCUGCGGUUUACCAAUUGAAAGGUCAUUUGGAUGCGACCAUAUGGAAUGUACCAAGUGUCGUAGACAUUUUUGCUGGGUAUGUCUAGCACAUUUUAGUUCUAGUGGGGAUUGUUAUGCUCACCUUCGUAAUAUACAUGGUGGGUAUGGAGGAUGAUACUAAUUUGUGUAUUAACUGUUAUUGUGCAAACUCUGUCUGUGUGGUAUUUUCAGAGAUCAAAAUCAGUAAACGUAUUUCAACAGCAGAGGAGAGUUAUGACAUAAUUAUUGUAACCAGAGAUCUAUAUAAAAUGUGACAUCUGGUA
Messenger RNA from Mytilus trossulus (common blue mussel), 7314 nucleotides. RefSeq lists its product as uncharacterized. The record is from RefSeq and is a predicted model, not a curated record. Gene Ontology annotation, molecular function: RNA binding; helicase activity; ATP binding. The coding region runs from base 39 to 7166 and encodes 2375 amino acids. The transcript has a single exon. NCBI's taxonomy places the organism in Eukaryota, Metazoa, Mollusca, Bivalvia, Mytilida, Mytilidae. Gene Ontology annotation, cellular component: intracellular anatomical structure.